GGAGCCUCGCUUGGCACGCACAUGUUGGCCGGGGCGGUGGCGGGGAUCAUGGAACACAGCGUGAUGUACCCGGUGGAUUCCGUGAAGGUGCGUGGGCUGGGGAGGGCAUGGGGGGUGACCUGGGACUGUGCUCUCUUUGAUGCUGGGGGAUGCGCGUGGGGUAUGGGAUGCACAGGGGGUGUAUGGGUGGGCGAGGGGGGUGGUAUAGUGGUGCAGGGUUUGCUCAUGGGGUAUAGAGUUGUGAAAGUGGGUUCAUGUGAAGGGUAUGGGCGUGCAAAGGGGGUGUGUGUAUGGGGUAAGGGUGUGCAAAGGGGGCUUGUGUGUGGAGAGCUGGGGUGCAGGGUGUGUUUAUGGGGCACUCUGUGGGUAUGGGGGGUCCUGGGGCAGUUACGUGCAGGGAGGGUGAGGGGGAAGUCCUGUAUAGGGUCUGAAGGGUUACAUUCCUGGAAUGCAUGGAGUGGAUGUGCAUAGGGUAAAGGAGCUUGCAGGCAGUGCAAGGAGAAUACAUGGAUGAGGGAUGGGUGUGCAAGGGGGAGGUGAAUUCUUGGAGGGUCUCUGUGGGGGGAUGUGUGUAUGGCUCUUGGGAGUGCAUGCACAGGGUAUGGGGGUACAUGCAUAAGGUGUUGGGGGGUAUAGUGUGCAAGGAGGGGAGCUUAGAGAGUGAGGGGGGAAGUUUGCAUGGGGGGAAUAGGGCUGUGUCAGGCUGUGAGCACACACAACCCCAGGGUGCUCUGCUGGGCUGCACUGUGCUGUCACCUCUCCCUGCCCUGACGUGGGAGCUGCACAGAGCCCUCCUGGGCAGCCCCAGCAUGCUCUGCCUGCCAGCUUUACGCAACCACAGUGCAAAGGUGUACGCUGUGCUGCAUUGUGUCCAGCCCUGGCGUAGCAAAGCAAAGUCCUCGUGCGUGAACUCGGAGCAAGAUGCCGUCAGGGAAGUUGCAGGAGUUCUGCUCCUCCUCCGUGCAAGCUUUCUCCUCCUCUAGCUUUGCAAACUGUGCAUGCUGUAAGUACGGAGGUGCUGCUGGUUUGCUGCAAAACACUUUUUUUUCCCCCAGCAACCUGUGUGCCUCCUUGGAGCUGGAGGGAGCUGCUGCCUGCAGGUCCCUGUAGGAUCCUUGCACUCUGCAAGGAACUGAGCCUAAUUAAGCUCAUUACCAUCAACGUCUUUCACUCUCUCAACAUCUUUCUUUUUCUUCCAGAAAGGAAGUGUGCAGUCCCUGCUCCAGGUGAUAUUGCUGGGAUCAGGGCAUGGCCAAGCAGAGCCCAUGGAUGCUGCACAAAGUGGUGUCUGGGGCACCUGAGCUGCUCAAUGGCCUCCAGGAGGAAAUGUUUUGGUCUCAGCAAGUUGUUUUAUCUCAAAGAGAAAGGGAAAAGAUCAUAAUUUGGGGAAAUUGUUUCAGUCACUUGCACGAUCCCUGAGCAUGACAUGCAGCUGUGAUGCUGCUACCCCGCUGGGGGGCUGCAGCCUGCCCAUGGGACACCCCCAGAGCAAUACGUGGGGGCUGGAGCUGUAUGCAGGUGUCCCUGUACAGCCAGGAUCACCCUGCUGUGACCCACAGCUCUGCUGCUCUAUGUGCUUUGGCACUGUUUGAGGCAUUCCCAGCACUGUGGCUGUUUGUUUUGGGAGGGAGAUGCAGUACUGGUCGUGCUCUGCCCGCUGAAAGUUGAAGACCUGUGGUUACUGGGAGUUGCUUGGUGUCUGUUCCUUUGCACCGUCUUCUUUUUUAUGGUGCAGGAAGAACCCAUUGCAACUUGGCCUCAGACCCCAUCACAGCAAGGAGCUAGGGGCAUGCAAUCUGUCUGCAGGGCAGGAGGAUGAAUGGGGUUUGUUGCAGGGGUGGAGCAGUUUGGGGGGGGGGGGGGCUUGGCUGCUUGCAGCUCUGCUCCAGAAAGCAUGCACAUGGAUAGGACUGAGGGCAGUGCUCCUGUGUGAGCAGGUUUGGGAUGUUUGGGUUUGGUGGUAAACCCGUGGGUAUCAGUGCAUGGCCAGAAAGAGCAGUUUGUCCUGUUAGGGGAUGGUGUGAGUGCUGCCAGCCCCGACCAACCUGUCACCCCACCCAUGGUCACUUUGCAGCCACAUGUGGGGACCGGGCACUGCUUGCUGGGAGCUGCUGCAAGACGGAGUGGGUGACUGGCAACUGCUCCAUUGGUCAUGGGGAUGCCAGCUGGUUUGUGCAGUUGUCCGUCAUAUUGGUGAUGCUUUGCAAGGAAAUGCAAAACUGGAGAGCUGGCUCUUGUUAGCAGAAUGCUUCUGGGCAGAAAUCUGUCCUGGCCCCAUGGCUUGUGCCAGCUAGGAAGCAUCUGGGAAGUGCAUCUGCCUCUUUCUGUGCUGAACUUGGUGCAAAGAGAGCAGCAGCAGCACUGACUCAGUGCUAUUGCUGCCUUGAAGGAACAUUUCUGAGCUUUUUGGGUAUAUUUCAGCCUCCUUCCAUCAUGCUUAGAUGGCCAUGUAUCUUUUGGGAUGCAAUAAGAGACACGGAUGCAGAGCCUGCAGCCUGACCCCAAGGCCCAAUACCGGAGUGUAUACGAAGCCCUGAAGAAGAUGGUCCUGACUGAAGGCUUCUGGAGGCCUUUACGUGGGAUCAAUGUCACCAUGCUGGGGGCUGGCCCUGCCCAUGCCAUGUACUUCGCUUGCUAUGAGAAAAUGAAAAAAUCUCUCAGUGAUACCAUUCAGCAUGGAGGGAACAGCCACUUGGCCAAUGGUAUAGCUGGGAGUGUGGCCACGUUGCUCCAUGAUGCAGUGAUGAAUCCAGCUGAAGUGGUGAAGCAACGGAUGCAGAUGUUCAACUCCCCCUACAAAUCCGUCUGGCAGUGUGUGAGGACAGUGCAGAAAACCGAAGGCUUUGGUGCCUUCUACCGCAGCUACACCACUCAGCUCACCAUGAACGUCCCCUUCCAGGCCAUCCACUUCAUCACCUAUGAGUUCAUGCAGGAGAGGGUGAACCCACAUAGGGAGUACCACCCGCUGUCCCACGUCUGCUCGGGGGCCGUAGCGGGGGCCGUGGCCGCUGCUGCCACCACCCCAUUGGACGUCUGCAAGACCUUGCUCAACACCCAAGAAAACACAGCGUUGAGUUCACUUAACAUCACCGGGCACCUCUCGGGCAUGGCCAACGCCUUUAGGACUGUCUAUCAGCUGGGGGGCAUCGCGGGGUAUUUCCGAGGGGUGCAGGCACGUGUCAUCUACCAGAUCCCUUCAACAGCCAUCGCGUGGUCGGUGUAUGAGUUCUUUAAGUACUUUCUCACAAAGCACAAGCUGGAAAAGAGAACAUCCCUUUGAAGGACGUAGUAUGCCCUCUACAUGUGCCAGGAACACACCAGGUCCUGGGGGGAGAUGGGGGGUCACAGCUGAUGCCACUUUCCUGUGGUCCUCAGCCACGUGUUCCCCUCGUUGCCUAAACAGUAGUUUAUGAAAUACUUAUAAUAAUAUAUAUAUUUAAUAACUUUAUUUUGGAGAGCCGAAAUAAUUGAUAUUUUUGUUUUUUCUCUAAGCUUGAAGUUGUAGUUUACUCCUCACCAGAACUCCUAGGUUGUACAACCUAGGCUGUUUUUUUUUUUUUUUUUUUUACAGCAGAAUACCCUAUCUUAGAACUUUUAUAUAAAAUAUUAAAUAGUUGGAUAAUGUUUAUCCUUUAUUUUUCUAUAUAGGUAUUUGGUUUUUUGUUGGGAUUUUUUUUUUUUCUUUUUGAGUACAAUUACAGCUAGAUGCUGAGCUGCUUAAAAAGGGCUAAUUUCUUCCAUCACGUGCAAGGAAGACAUGAAAGCAUUUAUUUUUAUAGCCAGAUUGGCUUUAAUUACACAGCAUUUAGUCCCCAGGCAAAGGUAUUGAGUGAGUGUUGAGGGACUUGGGAGCCCCUGGAGACUUUCUGGGGACUGGGGGGGAAGGAAUGGGGACAUCCCUGUGGGAGACUGAAGGACACCAGGAGGGGCACCCCAGAAUACCUGGGGUGGAAAAAAAAAAAAGCCAAUUUCUUUUUUUUUUUUUUUUUUACAAGGAGACUCUUAAAGAUGUAGAAUAUAAAAGAAGAGUAUUUUUCAAACACUUUUCUAAAGGUACAUUUUUAUGGUGUGUGAUAGCUGGAACUGGCUUUGGUCCUCCCUUAACUUAUUUGUAUGUUUUCACUGAAGCCCUGAUUCUGCUCACAGGAGGGUGGGUUUGGGUUUGCUGCUGCAGUAUGCUGGGAUUUGUGUUCAGCAAUGUUGUGCCUGCUCUGAAGGGGAUCCGCCUUAUUUGCUCCAGCUGGGAAUGGCUCUUCCCAACACAUCCUUUUUAGAAGUGCUCAUUUUUGGAGUACGGCCCUUGCGUGGGGGUGGAGAGCCCCAGAAUUCCUCUUUCCCACUUUGAAAGGACGGGUCUACUCCAGUUGGCUCCUCUCAACGUGGUGUCACGCCACGCAGAGAGCGUUUGUUUUGGAUAUCUCAACCUGUUCUUUGAGUCAUCAGCAGCUGAUGACAAAUUGGAUUAAUUUUGGGGAUUGGAGGACACCACCUGGCAGACCUUGAUUGUACCUGGGGAAAUCUUGACCAUACACGGAGCUCACCCUACUGGGAGCGGCUGAUGGUUGGGGCUGGUCCCAUCCCCUCACCACUGUGCCAGUGGCAGCUUCUGCUCUGCCACGGAUGUAUUUUCAGCUUGGUUUUGACACGUUUGGACUGGCAAGCAUCCCGUCAGCCAGGAUGACACUAAGCAGAGCCAAACCUUCCGCUCCGUUAUUUGGAGAAGCUGCAUCAAUGCGCAUCUCCGUGGGCGGUGCUGCAUGUGCCUUGUGUAAUUACAAUUAGCUCUGUGCCAAUGAUGCAAGGAGGUCCUCGAUGCCUUUUUGUCACUUAAGCUGAGAGAAUCACUGUGUUGAAUGCACCCUUUGUCUUAAAGUGCAAAACUUAACCUCAGUUUGUGGGGUUUUGGCUGGAGAAAGCCUCCAGUUCUUGUGCACACCAGGGUCCUCCAGGCUGGAGAUGCUCCAGCCAGCUGUUGGGUUUGGAUGUCUUGUCUUUUUUUCUUCUAUUUCUGUUGACUUUGGAAACUGGAGAGUCACUAACAGAAACCAGAACUGCAUCAAAGUUGUCCGGUGGAGAUGGGUUGAUGAAAGUCUUGGGUCACUUUAUUGCUCUUGUGGCAUAACGUGGAGGUUAACAGCUCUUUUGGUGCAGCUUUAGGUGGCUCAGCCCGCAGUCCUUGAUGCAUCGUCCUCUCCCUCUGCUUUUACAUCACUGUGGCUUCUUUGCACUUGGAGAGAGCCGUGGGUCAGGGCACAGAGGCUGAGCUCGUUGCAUUGGUUGUGUGCUGAGCAUCCCAAAAUGAGCUCCCCAUCUCUGUCACUGUCCAGAAAAACGUGUGCAUGUCUGGUUUCCUCCCAGGUGCUGAGCAACCAGGUUGUGUUGGGCGCUUGCUGAGAGCAAGGAGCACUUGGAUGUUCAUAGAUCUCUGCAGAUCACCUUGGGUAUUGGGUAAACCCAGAUGGAAAUGGGACAGCUGUGCCCAGUUGGCCUAAAAAUUGCAGAAAUUUAUGGGGUUUCCUGCUGGAUCCCUGCAUUAAAGCCCCACCACCAAAGCUCUUCAUCUCUCCUUGUGUUGUUUGAAAGUUUUGCUGCGAGUCUGAAGUUUUAUUUUAACCUGGUAUGUGAAUCGUGUACUGCUGCUUUGUCUGCAACAAACGCACAUAUAUUUAAGGGAGGAUGAGUAACUUUGUCUGCAGUUUUGUUGUUGGUAUAUAUAUUUUUUUGCCUGCCUCGGAAUUUAAUGUGUUCUCUUGAUGUAUAUUUAACAUUGCAGGAGUUCGUCUGUGAGAUGCUGCUACAGUUGUGUCACUGGAACUCAAGGAAAUAAUAAAAUAUAUAUAUAUAUAUGUA
Messenger RNA from Gallus gallus (chicken), 5850 nucleotides. RefSeq names its product solute carrier family 25 (mitochondrial iron transporter), member 37 (gene SLC25A37). Gene Ontology annotation, cellular component: mitochondrial membrane. Gene Ontology annotation, biological process: iron import into the mitochondrion. Gene Ontology annotation, molecular function: ferrous iron transmembrane transporter activity. The coding region runs from base 2480 to 3280 and encodes 266 amino acids. The record is from RefSeq and is a predicted model, not a curated record. NCBI's taxonomy places the organism in Eukaryota, Metazoa, Chordata, Aves, Galliformes, Phasianidae. The transcript is spliced from 4 exons.